CGGAAAGGACGAACCAGUUGUGCUUCCGGCGCACGGCGCCCUUCCGCUCCUGAGCACCGGAAGUGCCCGUGCGUUCUCGCGAGCCGCCGGAGAGGGCCGCGGGGCUGCGGACAUGGCGGACGACGUCGAUCAGCAACAGACCACCAAUACCGUAGAAGAGCCCCUGGAUCUCAUCAGGCUCAGCCUGGAUGAGCGAAUUUAUGUGAAGAUGAGAAAUGACCGAGAGCUUCGAGGUAGAUUACAUGCUUAUGACCAACACUUGAAUAUGAUACUGGGAGAUGUAGAAGAAACUGUGACUACUAUAGAAAUUGAUGAAGAGACAUAUGAAGAGAUAUAUAAAGUAAUCAACAAAACGGAAUAUUCCAAUGCUCUUUGUCCGGGGAGAUGGGGUCGUACUAGUUGCGCCCCCAUUGAGAGUCGGCUGAAAACAAAUAUCUAUCCUGUGUAGAGAGUAGGAGACUAUAAUUGCCCCUUCAUGUGGACAAGACAUUCAGAGAGAGAAGCCUGCGAACAAGUUGAUCGUAAGCAAAGACCCGAGGGCUCCCCCACCGGAAAUGAGUUCAUGGCAGCUUACAACUUCUUGAGCUAAAUGGCAUUUUUGUUUUUCUUCAAUCUUUCAAUAAAUGUUGUCACCAAGGUGCUCUUUUUCAGGAGUUGGUUUGCGCUAUUGUUCUUGCAGGCAGCUUCUGAUUGUUUUUUCUUUAAAAUUAAACUUGGUUUCCUUUUUUAUUUUGUAA
Messenger RNA from Jaculus jaculus (lesser Egyptian jerboa), 737 nucleotides. RefSeq names its product LSM3 homolog, U6 small nuclear RNA and mRNA degradation associated (gene Lsm3). NCBI's taxonomy places the organism in Eukaryota, Metazoa, Chordata, Mammalia, Rodentia, Dipodidae. Gene Ontology annotation, biological process: P-body assembly; mRNA splicing, via spliceosome. The record is from RefSeq and is a predicted model, not a curated record. Gene Ontology annotation, molecular function: RNA binding. The coding region runs from base 113 to 448 and encodes 111 amino acids. The transcript is spliced from 4 exons. Gene Ontology annotation, cellular component: P-body; U4/U6 x U5 tri-snRNP complex; U6 snRNP.